UUAAAAUGUCAGGAGAAACAAUCAGGUCUUUUGAAGAUCAGAAAAUUAAAUUGGAACCUCUAGAAUUUUCAAUAGAAGCCGUUAAAUGUGAAAUUGAAGAUGAAUAUGAGGUUCUUGAAGAUAUUGUUAAGUCUGAAUCGUUCUCAGAGGACGGAGAAACGUGUCUCGAAAGAUUCAUGAAGACUGAGGUAACUAUAGAAGAAGAAGACCAAACGGUGUUAAUUGAGACACCUGCUUAUGAAUUUGACGACGAAAUACCUUUUUUAUGUACAAUAUGCGACAAAGUAUUUGAUACAAUUUAUCUGUUAGAUCAGCAUGUUUGUGAACAGUCUGAUAAGGUAAAUAAAAAUACUCCUACUGUAAAUCAGACAUGCUUAGUAUGUGACAAGACAUUAGCAAAUUCGAGUAACUUGAAAGUACAUAUGCGUAUUCAUACAGGAGAACAUCUAUAUAAAUGCGAAAUAUGCAACAAGACAUUUAUACAAACUACCAGCUACAAGUCACACAUGCGUAUGCAUACUGGAGAACGCCCUUACAAAUGCAAAAUAUGUAACAAAGACUUCAGUCAAUCCAAUAAUUUAAAGCGGCAUAUGGUUAUUCAUACUAAAGAGCAUCCUCACAAAUGUGUCAUAUGUGCAAGGCCAUUCACUGCUUUGAGUGAUUUGAAAAGGCACAUGCGUAUUCACACCGGAGAACGUCCUUACAAGUGCGAAUUUUGUGAUAAGGCAUUUGCACAAUUGGGUAAUAUGAAGUCCCACAUGCACAGUCAUUCUGGAGAACGUCCUUACAAAUGCCAAAUAUGUAGCAAAGCAUUCAGACAACCGGGUAUUUUAAAGCAGCAUAUGGUCAUUCAUACAGGAGAGCGUAAUUUCAAAUGCUUAAUAUGCAAUAAAACAUUUUCACGACAGUGUGAUUUGAAUCAGCAUAUGCUUAUUCAUACAGGUGAACAACCUUUCGAAUGCGGAACAUGUAACGCAGCAUUUCGUACAGCAACUAAUUUAAGAGUACAUAUGCGAACUCAUACAGGAGAAAAGCCCUAUAAAUGUGAGACAUGCAAUAAGGCUUUCACGCAAGCAGGUAGUCUACAAAUGCACAGGCUCAUUCAUACAGGAGAACGCCCUUAUAAAUGCGAUAUCUGCAAUAAAGCUUUCAAACAAUCAAGUAAUUUGAAAGGACACAAGCUUACUCAUAGCAGAGCAGGUUCUAAAAAUAUGAAAGGUGCGAUCAGGAAUUCACGCAAAGGGUCUCAAAGCCGUGAAAUGAAAUCCGCCCUUUCUAGAGAGGUCUCUCUGAUCCCUCCGCAGAUAUUACCUCUUAAGGGCUGCUAUCCUCAAUUGUGGAUCACCGACAACCUGGAUUAA
Ctenocephalides felis (cat flea) is the source of this 1361-nucleotide messenger RNA. Its product is annotated as zinc finger protein 664-like. NCBI's taxonomy places the organism in Eukaryota, Metazoa, Arthropoda, Insecta, Siphonaptera, Pulicidae. Gene Ontology annotation, biological process: regulation of transcription by RNA polymerase II. The record is from RefSeq and is a predicted model, not a curated record. The transcript has 2 exons. The coding region runs from base 6 to 1361 and encodes 451 amino acids. Gene Ontology annotation, molecular function: DNA-binding transcription factor activity; RNA polymerase II cis-regulatory region sequence-specific DNA binding.